Messenger RNA from Fusarium poae, 3696 nucleotides. RefSeq lists its product as uncharacterized. Lineage: Eukaryota; Fungi; Ascomycota; Sordariomycetes; Hypocreales; Nectriaceae. The transcript has 3 exons. The coding region runs from base 1 to 3696 and encodes 1231 amino acids. The record is from RefSeq and is a predicted model, not a curated record.
AUGAGGCCACCAAAGAUUUCUUUGAUUACCAUUCUGUCGGUAUUCCUGCUGUUCUCUUGCCUUCUUGGCAGUGCGGCCGGAUCUUCUCGUCAGCAGCGCCAAGGUCGUCACCGAGUUUUGCGUAGCGACCGUUUCAUGGAGGCUCGCCAGCCUAGUGAUGACUAUGGCCCCCCUCCUCAAUACUACACGGGAGAGCCUGCUAUCCCCAGUGAGAUGACCUCCUAUUCUACUUCCAAAGAAACCACAACAACGGAUAUUGGUACUGAAUCCUCUGAGGCUAGUAUGACCUCUCAGUCGCAUGCAUCCCCUGGAAACCAUACUAUUUCUCGCGGAAUCUCCACUCCUUCUUUGUCUACUGAGUUGGAUACCAGCUCCGCUGUGCCGUCUGUUGCUUCAAGUGCCAAGGCUGGCAGUACAACUAGCUCCGAGGCCCUGACAUCCGCUAGUACCACAGCUUCUGGAUCAUCUCGUGUAACUGGAACUUCUGGGGAUGAGGCUUCUGCAACCGCAGGUGGCCAGAUGUCUUCUUUUUGGAACAACAGCACUUCACUUAUCAGAACUAGUCCCUCUGAGGUCACAAAUCGUGAUUCCGAUUCCAUCAGCACGGCUGGAACUGCCUCUUGGGAGACGGAACUCUCCUCCACGGGUAUUUUGCCCGUCACAGUUUCCAGCCUCCUGACCCUAACAGAGACAACCACAGAGGUCAUCUCCCUCACAGAUACUGCCUUAAGUCUCGAGGUUUCAGGUAAUACCAACAUGACAGCCAGAACUUCUUCUACUGCUGAGGCCGAGUCACUCUCGGUAGUCUUUGCGUCGACUUCACUGGAGGAAAGCUCACUAAUGACUGCCUUCACCACGACUACAACAAGGAUUCUGAAUACCACGGUGACAGUCACAGAUGGGGUAGAAUCCACCGGACGGACACUAUCGUCCACGACCUACCUCACACCGAUCAAUGGUUCUUCGAGUGCUGCUACCUCGGUUGGGUUUGUAUCAGACGUCUCAUCGCAAACUACUACUCGUGGUUUGACAACAAUUGGAAUCUCAGGUCCUGAGUCCACGCAAAAGACGUCUCUUGUCACCAGUGCUCCCCUCAAUAGAACUGUCAUUGUUACUACAACUACUUACCUGACUUCAACACUUGAGACUGCUACUCUCUCCACUGACUUUUCCAACCAGUCCGGUAGCUCCUCUACACCGAACGGAAGUCUUGUGGGUUCCGGAUCAGAUAUCACUACAGUCACCAUUCAAACAUCUUCAGACAUCUCAGUUGCAUCCAGCGCUUUGCCAGUCAACGCGACGUCGAGUGCAGUCGCCAACUCGCUUACAACUACAACAGUCUCAGAAACUUCGUUCAUUACUAUCGUCCCUGGCGGUGUUUCUCCAUCAGGCAGUAUCACAAGUAUGACUAGUGGCUCUGUUUCGGCAUCUACCUCUUCGCUUUUCAACUCUUCAAUGACCCGUAUGGAAACUCCAUCUUCCCAAGAGACGAGCUUGUUGUUCGAUUGGCCCACUUCAACAUUAGUCGAGUCACAUCAUUCCAUGCCUACUCUGGGACUUCCCCCAGUAUCUUUCACAAGUUUUUCGUUUUCGAUCGUCACCACUCCCAUGACUCCGCCUAGCGUGGUAACUGGUUCAACGUCACCAUCUUUUGAAAACGUAACAGUGAUAAGGUCUACGUGGACUUCUACCAUCACGACUAGCCUCGGGCCAACUGGUUUGACUUCUGCCAAUCUUACGGCUGCUCAUACCAGUAGUGGUUACAACUUUUCCAAGACCAUAGAAUCUGAGAUGAGUUCAGUUGGGUCUUUGUCUACAUCUGCGAACAAUCUUACAGACAUAAGUACCUCCAUCAUUACCAGGCAACCUACCAAUCUGCCCUUCCCGAGCAAUACCUCCAGUGGAUGGAAUUCAACAGUGUCUUCGACAUUACUGACUGGUUCUACCAAGACCAUCAACUCUCAAGGCCCGCAAACCUCGCUGUCCACAGCCGGUUCAGGCUUGAAUGCCACUGCUCCGUAUGCCAACUCAACUUCGACUACGAAUUCCGCAACGUACUCUCCACCAUUUGGGAACGUGACCUCUUCUAGGCUGGCCGUCACAACUUACCGCUCAUGGAACGCUACCAACACCGCUCAAGGGCCUUUCAACUCUACUGUUCAAACCGCCACUAACGGUUUGAACGGGACGGCGACUGUUACACCUUUCCCAACUACAGAUCAUGUUACUCUCACUACUAUAUCUGGCAGUGUCCUGACCAAAACGUACACAGAUAUCUUGGUGUCAAUAAUCACCCCCACAGACCCUGCGUUUUGGACGUCCUUGAACACGACAGGUUGGACUAUGCGUACUAUCACCAGCACCCCAGGAAUGUUUUCCACGCCUUACAAGGAAUCCACCUCGACAAGUGAACAAAAGUAUCAUACAUCAAACGCCACUCGGCCUUUUGUAUCUGCUUCGGGCACAAAUGCACCCUUGUUCCCUAGCUCUAACUCGACUGCCACGGCCACUAUUACCUUUUCAUCUAUCGUUUCAUGGACUCCUGACCCGGAACCCUGGACAACGUGGUCGACGUGGGAUCUCACAAGGAAACCAGGCUUCGUAACAUCCAUUGGUUUGCCCCGAGUGACUACUCGCAACCUGAGCAGUGAGGCUUCAGAGUCAACUUUAUACACUCGCACUACAACAUUGUUUGUUACUCCUACUAUGGCGGAGCCAACUGAGUCCCGUGUCGUUACUGGUAAUCUCAGCAGUAAGGCUUCAGGUUCAACUUCUUAUAGUCGCACCACGACAGUGGUCCUCACUACUACUUUAGCAGAACCAAGCACAUCUCUGUCUAAGUUACAGAACUCCACGGACGAUGCUUCAUCGUCCAUCUCCUACACUAGCACCACAACUUUGCUUCUGACUACCACUUUGGGAGAACCAAGUACCUCUCGUUUGUCUAAUGCCGCAAUCACUUCGACUGCCUCGAUAUGGAUGAACACAACCUUGGUAUCUGUUCAAUCUUCGGAAACAUCAACCUCGUUGUCUGAAGUAUCUGCUACCUUUCUUACUACUGGUAGUGCAAAGGGAAUAGCGACUUCCGCUGAAAACUCCGCCUUGACGCCUUUCCCUGUGAUGAAUUCGACACUCUCGCAAGUGACAUCUUUGGCGAUUGAUACUAUGACAACCACACACACCUCGGAUCGCCCAGCAGGCGCAGCCACUCCCUGCGAAUCUUCGUCUACGACCUCAUCUACUUGCACGGAGUCACUGGACUAUUCUCCGUAUGGAUCAUCAUCAGCGGGGUCACCCACAACCGAUUGCUCGACUGGCCACUCAACGGCAAGCUACAAGACGGCACAUUGGUCGAACAUGACUGAAACAUUUGGCGCAAAAGGCACAAGCACCAAUGAAUCGCUCACGACAUUCAAGACAGUCACCACCGUCCGGGCAGAGGAGUCCCAUUCGGUAUGGGAUGACUACCCUACCCCUACUGACAGAGUCAUUCCGUCAGAGGUCGUGCCCGCGGACCCCAACUUUCCAUGGGGAAACGACUCCCCGAUUCACCGUCACCAAAACAUGUCCGACGUAGGGAUCGGUCUUGACGGUGGAGGUGUGAGCAAGAGGAUCGAUUGGCGACUCCGAUGGGAGAACGUCAAGGACAAAAUCAACAGCUUGUGGCAUGGGCAGACUUUGGAGAGUGAAGAUUAG